GUCGGUGCUUGCUGCCUAAUAUCGCCUACCUUUACCGGCUCCUCGCAAUAUAUAUUUAUCGGUCAUUAUUGGUAUUUACCAUCAAUUUUCACGACCAUUCUCGAUAGGAUAGAGAUCUGGAGAGGACAAUUGAGUUUCGAAGAAAAAUAAGUAACGCGACGAGAAACGUCCACGACUCGUCUGAUUAUGUUCCAACGUGUGUUUACAUCAACUUCACGCAGUGUGUCGAUAAACGAUGAGACUAACAAGAACUGCAAUGAGAAAGAUGAAUGAAACCAAAUUGUUGCAGCUGCUAUCUCGACUGUGGAAUGGAUCCAAUGGUAUACUUGCGGGUAAGCAUGCCGAAGAGAAAAUGAUAUCCAUCCUGAGGAACAGGUUUCCGCAAGCUCAAUUGAUUGAAGUUACCGAUGUAUCAGGAGGAUGCGGUGCUAUGUUUGACAUAAAUGUCGUUGCCUCAGAAUUCAAAGGACUAAAUACUGUAAAGCAACAUCAAAUUAUUAAUAAGGUUCUUAAGGAAGAAAUCAAAGAUAUGCAUGGUCUCCGAAUACGUACGAGUAUCCCACAAACAUAAAUGUUAUUUUUGGACUGUUGUUAAAUUAAUUUUACAGAAGGAAUAACCAAUAUCGAUUUUAAUGAAUCUAAUAAUGGACGUCUUAAUAUCUAUUUCAAGAGUUUUUAAAAGUUUGUUCAAGAUAAUCAAGAAUUUUCAAAUUUUCGAUGAUAUUAAAGAUAAUUCUAGAUUUUCGUCACAUAUUCAAGACAAUUUGUUGUAUAA
Trachymyrmex cornetzi is the source of this 775-nucleotide messenger RNA. RefSeq names its product bolA-like protein 3. The record is from RefSeq and is a predicted model, not a curated record. NCBI's taxonomy places the organism in Eukaryota, Metazoa, Arthropoda, Insecta, Hymenoptera, Formicidae. Gene Ontology annotation, cellular component: mitochondrial matrix. The transcript has 4 exons. Bases 236 to 571 code for a protein of 111 amino acids.